Molecule: messenger RNA, 1044 nt
Organism: Antechinus flavipes (yellow-footed antechinus)
Lineage: Eukaryota; Metazoa; Chordata; Mammalia; Dasyuromorphia; Dasyuridae
Gene: NUDT7
Product: nudix hydrolase 7
Exons: 4
Coding region: 117-815 (232 amino acids)
Biological process (GO): coenzyme A catabolic process; nucleoside diphosphate metabolic process
Molecular function (GO): acetyl-CoA hydrolase activity; manganese ion binding; coenzyme A diphosphatase activity
Source: RefSeq, a predicted model, not a curated record
UACCCUGUGGUGUUUGAGGGAAGAGAGUUAGUAACGGGAGGGGGUUAGAAAGUGGGAACUUUUUUUGCGCAUGUGUAUCUGGCUGCCCGGCGGAAGGCAGGGGUUAGCUGAAGCCCAUGGAGCUGCAAUGCAAAAAUUUGAUCAAGGAGACUGCUAAGGCCCGCUUAAGAAAACAUGAUGUUGGAACCAAGUUUUCUCUGUGGUUAUCAACGAAAUAUUCUGUCUUACUACCUUUGCUGGUUAAAGAAGAAAAGAUUUAUGUGCUUUUCACAGUCCGUUCAAAGAAGUUACGUACCUCUCCAGGGGAAGUGUGCUUUCCAGGAGGAAAGAGUGAGCCAGGAGACACAGAUGAUAUAACCACAGCUCUCCGGGAAGCUCAGGAGGAGAUUGGGCUUCAGCCUCACCAAGUAGAAGUCAUCUGUCGUCUUGUGCCUUAUAUAAACAAGAAUGGUGCCAUGAUAACUCCAGUUGUGGGAUUUAUAGACAGUUCAUUCCAGGCCCAGCCUAAUCCACAUGAAGUGAGCGAGGUGUUCCUGGUGCCUCUGGAGUAUUUUCUGAAUCCACGCACACACUUUUCCUUUCAUGCAAUUGUUUUUGGCCACUGUUUACGUAUUCAUUCUUUUGGCUACAUGGAUCCCCAAAAUCAAUCAGUCUAUCAAAUCUGGGGGUUGACAGCCAGGUUUGCACUGCUGACUGCACUCAUUGUUUUGCAAAAACGACCAUCCUUUGAUGUGGAAUAUGACCUUGAUAAUCUCAUUUCAUCCUCUGAGCAACACUUUUUAAAGAUACACAGAAAUGUCAAAAGUAAGUUAUGAUCUAGACAUGGAUACAUCCAGGCAUUUAUUCAUUUACUGUGCUGAGUCUCAGACAAGAUUCCUUCUCUUGGCAUCAUAUUUGAUGUUGGGUUAACCUAUGCUGUGGGGUCCUCGAAAGCCUAGGUUGAGAGCUUUAUGGAUUAUGUUGUUUUUCACUUCUGUAUCCCCAGUGCCAAGCUUAGUGCCUUGCAAAUGGAAGCCUAAUAAAUGUUUAUUGAACUGAAAAAAA